GAUCUCAACGAGGCCUACUCGCACAUUUGCCUGUUGAACUCGCAAUUUCUGGGGCAGCCGCACGUGGAUGCUCUGGUGGCGCUGCUGGGCCCGCACUCCCAUUGUCUGUAAACGACCCCCUGGCCCCCACCCCACCCACACCAGGAUCUCAACGAGGCCUACUCGCACAUUUGCCUGUUGAACUCGCAGUUCCUGGGGCAGCCGCACAUGGAUGCUGUGGUGGCGCUGCUGGGCGCGCACUCCCAUUGUCUGUAAACGACCCCCUGGCCCCCCCACCCCACCCACACCAGGAUCUCAACGAGGCCUACUCGCACAUUUGCCUGUUGAACUCGCAAUUUCUGGGGCAGCCGCACGUGGAUGCUCUGGAUCUCAACGAGGCCUACUCGCACAUUUGCCUGUUGAACUCGCAAUUUCUGGGGCAGCCGCACGUGGAUGCUCUGGAUCUCAACGAGGCCUACUCGCACAUUUGCCUGUUGAACUCGCAAUUUCUGGGGCAGCCCCACGUGGAUGCCGUGGUGGCGCUGCUGGGCGCGCACUCCCUGCCCAUGCUGCUGCAGUUCUGCCUCGAUUCCCUCUCGCACAAGGUCUCUCAUCAAUUGUCGCCUCUAGCUGCUGAGCUUCUGAGCCUCUUGCCUGCUGAGGACCUUCAAUCUCCCUUUGAAUCUGGUCUCCCAGCCUGUGUGGAGCGCAUAUCAGCCGCAGCAUCGGCACUGCAGCACAGAGCAGCAGCGGCAGUGGAGGGAGUUAUUGCUGCAUUGAGAGAUGUGGGGUCGCUGCUGGGGCUGCUCGUGAUGCUCGACGUAUCCAUUGCGCACGCCUCCACGCUGCAGUUCAUCCAAGCAGCGCCAUGGCUGGGCCUCUUGCCCUCCCCCAGCCACAACCGCCUGCUGCAGCUGCUCAGAAUCAACCCCUCCGACCUGCCUCCCCACGAGGCCUUCACCCCCAGGGGCCUCCGCCACCGCUCCCCCCGCCACCGCCCCUCCCACGAAUCACGGCGAGAAACAAGAGGCGGCGAAACAACAAGGGCGGAAUCAUCUGUGGCCCGUGCUGCUUCUGCUGCUGCUGCUGCUGCUGUUGAUGCUGAUGAUGAUUGUCGUCGUGGUGAUGUUGCGAUGGGUAGCGGUGCAGAUGGGCAGAGGAUGGAUCAGGGCAGAGAUGGUUUUUCAGCUGCCCGAGGGGGUGAAGGGGGGAUCGAGGACGGGCAGAUGGGUUUGCCGCCGGAAACUUCUCUCCCUCCUGCUGCUGCUACUGCUGCCGAUUGUCCUGAUGCUGCUGCCUCUGAACCUGAUGGUUCGCUGUUGGAGCUUCGCAAUCGGCCGCAUGGAUCCCGUCGUUCUGAUGUGUGCGAUAAAGCCUGGCACGGCGAUCCACCCCAGUCGGGCCCUCCUCCUCCUCCUGCCCCCCCAGCAGCCCCUCUCACGGACCUACUGCAGCGGGUGUGUGCGUCCGUGCCAGUGGUGCGGUCAUCCAUGCUUGGCAUGCUGCAGGCCGCACAGGUAGCAGAGGCCAUCUAUUGGGGAAGCGUGCAGGCAGACAGCCUCUUUGCCCACGCCCUCUCAAUCCUCUCCACCGCUCUCCAUCCCUUCCUACCUCUGCUCGCCCCACCGGUGGAGCCCUGGGCGGGCAAGAGGGGAAACCCAAGGGAGUUUCACCACCUGCACUCGCUGCUGCUCGCU
Messenger RNA from Closterium sp. Naga37s-1, 1676 nucleotides. NCBI's taxonomy places the organism in Eukaryota, Viridiplantae, Streptophyta, Zygnematophyceae, Desmidiales, Closteriaceae. The record is from the annotation of a GenBank genome assembly.